AUGCCACUGCCACCACCACUGCCACCAUUACCUACUAUCACCGCCAAACACCCAUCACCUCAACUACCACCUACCGCUACUACCACCCAUUUACCGGCACCUGCCACAACUACCACCUACCACCACCUACCACCACCACAACUUGCCACCGCUACCACUACUGUCACUGCCACAACUACCACCGCCACCACCUACAACCGCCACCAACUACCGUCACCGCCACCAAUAGCACCACAACCACCGCCACUAUCACUACCAUCAUCAGACACUGACCCCGCUACUAUCACUCACCACCACCACCUACUAUCACCAUCAUAA
This is a messenger RNA of Lactuca sativa (garden lettuce), 318 nucleotides long. NCBI's taxonomy places the organism in Eukaryota, Viridiplantae, Streptophyta, Magnoliopsida, Asterales, Asteraceae. The record is from RefSeq and is a predicted model, not a curated record.